Molecule: messenger RNA, 717 nt
Organism: Nakaseomyces glabratus
Lineage: Eukaryota; Fungi; Ascomycota; Saccharomycetes; Saccharomycetales; Saccharomycetaceae
Product: DUF5314 domain-containing protein
Source: RefSeq, a predicted model, not a curated record
AUGGCAUACCCAUUGUUAAGUAAGCUAGAUGACAUUAAAGAUGAAGUAUGGUUAUUUGAGAAAAUUAAUAAGCCCUUCUUAUCAAUAGGCUUUAAGACAAUAAUACUUAAUGAAAUUGGAGACUUCCAGAAAUGGAUAUUGCAAUUGGAAUGGAUCAUAAAGAGUACAGAUCAUCUUUGGUAUCAAUUCUAUCAAGCAGGCCCAUUCAAUUUUGCAGGUAUUAGUGACCCACAUAAACAAUAUAUUGUAAGUGUAUUUGAUGGGGCUUUGAAAAAAUUGAUAAGCAAUACUGUCAGCGAACGUGUGAAUAUUGACUAUGAGGACUUUCUUCAGAGCCAUCUAUCAAACUGUAAAAUAACCUCAUUUGAUCUGUUAGAGAUACUCAAAAUCGAAUAUGACUGGGUUAAUGCCGAAAAAUAUUUCAGAGAAAACUUUGAAUGGUUGCAAAAUAUGGACAAUUUCAACACUACUCAAAAAAUGCUAAGAUGUCAGAGACUUGUUCACAUUAUCACUGAACCACUAGUUGACAAAAUACAGAUGACUAAAGAAACUAAAAACGAAAUAGAUGACUUUAAACAACAAAUUGCAGCUAACUUAAUGAUCGCAUUAAGUCCCAAUCACACUCAAGAAAUUUUACGACAUUAUAGGAUUGGUAAACGCCUAGAUCUAUAUGAUAUUACGAAUACUAUUGCCUAUCUUGAAGACAAGUCAAUUUAA